Molecule: messenger RNA, 1649 nt
Organism: Arabidopsis lyrata subsp. lyrata
Lineage: Eukaryota; Viridiplantae; Streptophyta; Magnoliopsida; Brassicales; Brassicaceae
Product: probable sugar phosphate/phosphate translocator At2g25520
Exons: 1
Coding region: 264-1307 (347 amino acids)
Cellular component (GO): endosome; Golgi apparatus; trans-Golgi network
Molecular function (GO): antiporter activity
Source: RefSeq, a predicted model, not a curated record
AUAACAGAGAAUUAAAACAUGGGUCCCACAAUAAUCCAAUCGUCAAAUAAUCUUCCACCUUUUUGCCACGUAGCACACAAAGUCACGUAAGCCCUUCCCCUACAUUAGAGACCAAACUCAAAGACUCUCUCUUCUCCAAACCCAAAACAUUGACAAACCGAUAGAGAGAGAGAGACUUCUAUCGUGCGCACAUCUCUCUCUUAACCCUUAUCCUGCGCACCACCAUCACCAUCUUCUUCUCCGGCGAAAAAAAAACCACCACCAUGGGGAAAGGUCGUGCACUUUCCGACGGAGUGAUAAAAAAGAUCAUCCUUUCGUACACCUAUGUCGCAAUCUGGAUCUUCCUCAGCUUCACAGUCAUCGUCUACAACAAAUACAUCCUCGACAAGAAGAUGUAUAAUUGGCCAUACCCAAUAACUCUCACCAUGAUUCACAUGGGUUUUUGCUCUUCCUUAGCUGUGAUUCUCAUCAAAGUCUUCAAAGUCGUCGAGCCUGUUUCAAUGUCACGCGACACUUAUCUCAGAUCCGUCGUACCAAUCGGCGCGUUGUACUCACUCUCUCUCUGGUUAUCAAACUCUGCUUACAUCUACCUCUCUGUUUCCUUCAUUCAAAUGCUCAAAGCCCUAAUGCCUGUAGCUGUUUACUCAAUCGGAGUUUUGUUAAAGAAAGAGACUUUCAAAUCUCAGACUAUGACUAACAUGCUCUCGAUCUCGUUUGGUGUUGCUAUUGCUGCUUAUGGUGAAGCUAAGUUUGAUGGUUGGGGUGUUUUUCUUCAGCUUGGUGCUGUUGCUUUUGAAGCUACAAGGUUGGUUUUGAUUCAGAUCUUGCUUACUUCUAAAGGAAUCAAUCUAAAUCCAAUCACUUCUCUCUAUUAUGUUGCUCCUUGUUGUUUGGUUUUCCUCUCUGUUCCUUGGAUCUUUGUGGAGUUUCCAGUUCUUAGAGAUACUUCGAGUUUCCAUUUCGAUUUCAUGAUCUUUGGAACCAAUUCUGUUUGUGCGUUUGCUUUGAAUCUUGCUGUGUUCUUGCUCGUUGGGAAAACCUCUGCUUUGACAAUGAAUGUGGCUGGUGUGGUUAAAGAUUGGCUUUUGAUUGCAUUCUCGUGGUCGGUGAUUAAGGACACGGUCACACCGAUCAAUCUGUUUGGUUAUGGACUUGCCUUUUUGGGUGUUGGAUAUUACAAUCACUGCAAGUUACAGGCGUUGAAGGCUAAAGAUGCACAGAAGAAGGUUCAGGCAAGUGAUGAGGAAGCUGGGAAGCUUUUGGAAGAGAGGGAAAGUGAAGCUAAACGAAACGAAACCCAAGAUUAAUCAGAUUCUGAUUCUGGUUCAAGAAUGCUAUUUCAAGGAACAAGAGCUUCAAGGGUAAGAUGAUUUUGGAUUUUGCAUUGUCGGUGUUCGUCUACGUUUUAGUUUUGCGAUUAUAUUUUUUAAGUUAUGGCUGAUUAUAUUACAUAGUGAUGGAUGGGUGUUUCGAGUUUCAUGAAUCUUUUGAACUCCAUUGUAUCUUCUUCUUUUGAGUUAUCUUUUGUUUCUUACUUCCUCAUUAUGAAUCUCUAUCGAUGUGGGUAACAAUUGUUGUAGUAGUAACUUCUUUAUAUUUUGCCCAUUGAGAUUUGUUAAAUGUCAAAUUGAAAUUCCCUUCUUUUCUCU